Messenger RNA from Ornithodoros turicata, 831 nucleotides. RefSeq names its product myeloid leukemia factor 2-like. The transcript is spliced from 3 exons. The coding region runs from base 106 to 732 and encodes 208 amino acids. NCBI's taxonomy places the organism in Eukaryota, Metazoa, Arthropoda, Arachnida, Ixodida, Argasidae. The record is from RefSeq and is a predicted model, not a curated record.
GAAGACAAAACACGUGCUCCGUUCGUGUCCUUCGAUCGGUUCCGCAACAUGCCUUUUGUGUGUCCAUCGUAAAUUCGAAGCGCAGGCCCCUUUGCAAAUUUUUGGAUGGACCCAAUCUCUCGGUCCGCCCCCAAAAUACCGGACGUCAUCGGUCCUACGAUGUCCUUGGAAAGCGACUGCAGUGCGGCGUCACUGUCGAGGACAAGACGCCAUAGCGUGGACAUAUCUUCCCCGACGUGCAAUCGGCGCGUUCCCACUCCAGUGGACAACAUGCACUCGUGCUCCGGACGUACCGGAGACUGGAUGGCCAUUAGCGGUGGGGCAGCAUCGGGGGCACCAAACACUCGCACCGUACGCGUCAAGAUGGGUGCCUCUGGUGGUGGUAACGCAAGGACGGCUGUGCGUAUCGCUAUGAACAAGAAUGAAACGCACGCAAUGCUUGAGAAGCACUCUCCGUCUGGACCCGGCAAGUCCAAUGUGUAUAGACUGACGACGUCUGAAUUGACAACCCCAAACGGUGCUAGGCAGAGGGUAUCGACACUGGAAGACACCAAGAUGGGUCUGAAGCAGAUGUCGUUUGGGAGGCAGAUUGGGGAUCGGUUUCACACCGUCGAGAAAUCACAUAAUCGGAUCACCGGAGAAGCGACAGUCAAGGAAGAGUCGGUGAACAUUGUCGAAAGCGACGACUUUGAGCGAGAGUGGAAGGCCCGUACUGGAAUUGCAAAGCCAUGAAAGAAUGAGGACAGGACUGGCAUGCGAAACACCCAGGAAAAAGGUGCUUGAAAAAGCGUUGCGCCGGAUUAAAAUAAAAGCAACACAUUAUUGUGGUCA